AUGCCUCCCGCAAUUGCGCGCCGAGCGCCUUACAAAGACUUCCUCCAACCUGCCCUCCAGAGACGAUUCGCCUCAACCGCCGGAGUUCUAUUAGGGCUAGCCUAUAUCGAGAACCUCUUCUUAGCUAACUGGAGUAAUCUGCUGUGGCCAUGGUUUCCAGUUGGGCCUGCGAGUAUUCGCACCCUAGCUAUAUUCGGCUGUAUCCUCCCCAUUAUAAUACUACGAAUUGCCCAUUCUCACAUCGGCAUUCGAACGUCUCAUUCGCCCUUCGACACUUUCCGCCGCUACGCCCUGUCUUUCGCGACGAUAGAGACGAUAAUUACAUUCGCUAUCUCCGCAUGGCUAUUCAGCCAAACAUACAUGCUAUCAACUCCAGCUAAGGCAAAUCUCGGUUGGAUCACCUACUAUAGCGGGGAUCGCGCGCGGUUAAACGAGAGAGCACUAUUCUACACCGUGAAUAUCAUCAUCUUAGGGAUCGCCCAGGGCAUUUUGCACGUGGCCGCGGAUUACGAUCGAAUGCUUCUAGGGACGGUGAAGCCGAAACGCGAAGGAGAAGCGAAUACUCAAGCAACAGGCAGUUGGGUACGAUUAACCGAAUGGGUACCCGUAAUCGUCGUUCGCGCCGGGAUGCUCUCGAUAACAGUUUCUCUGGCUAACUACGCUGUACUCUACCAUUUCCUCCGACGCUCCGCCUGGAGCUGGGCCUUGUCCUUUUUCCGGAUACUCUAUAAUCUUCCAAAGUCCAAUAUCCCACCUUCCCAGGCGCCAUGGAGUAUCUGGAUGCUGGCGCGAUCGAUGUGGGCAGGGUUCUUAUUAUGCCUGCUGUGGUAUUUUGGCGAUAUGGUCUUUAGGUUACAGCUCGGAAGAGCACCUCUGAAAAACGGCCAGCCGCUCAGUGCCGAGUCGAAAGACCCCAACGGGAGCCUGUUGAAUGGGUUACAGAGCAAGAAGCCGCGCAUAUUUGCAUUUGCUAUGUGGGAGUUGGCCUUAAUCGCGAGGGACUUCGAUAUCAGAAGAAGAAGCAUAUUCGAAGAUAUCGAUCGUAAGGAUGGCCCGAUGUGGUCGCAGAUCUACGCCGUAUGCUUAAGCACGAUUAAGUCGCUGGAGCAAAGAAUCGAUGAAUAUGGAAAACCACCAGCUCCGCCUCCUACGCAACCCGAUGCCGCGCCUCCUCAGCCGCAGGCCCGAGUCGUCCAGCCCCCGAAGACAGGUGAUGUUUGGGCGCCAGCACCGAGUUCGAAGGGUUUCCGCGAUUCGUUAGGCAAGUUCGUCGCUAGCGUUGCUACGUCGCCCGGAAAGACGCCCGCCGAGGUAUACUUGCCGGAAGCGAAGAAGAAAGCGUUAGAGGCUACUGACCACCUACUUACGAGAGAGCAAAAGGAAGCACUAUCGCCCGAAGGUAUUAACUCCCUCGCCCAGACUAUAGCAUUGCAAAUUUUGAAUCUACCCACAUUCGGCAUAUUAUUUCAGCAACUGUUUAGUCGCCGAUUAGCAACUGCCGUGCUUGGCCGACCGUAUGGCGAGCCCAGCAUAUAUGUCAAUGCCGCCUACGCUCUAUCAAAGCUAGCAGUGUCCAGUUUGACGGAGGACCAGUAUGGUAACGUCCAAAGAGACGUACCGGCCAUCAUACGGACGUUUACGGCAGUAAUCAAAAAGCUGGAGAGAUUCAGGGAUGAAUUUCCGAUGCACUGGACAGAUCUUAGAAAUAAUCGGGAGUGUCCCGAGGUAGACGAGCUGUUGGAAGCGUUGAAGGACGGACUAAGCGAGCUCAUCACGGCAUUUGGGCAGUACAGCAGCGAUUUGAGGCUCACCCGGGCAGACAUGAGAAUGGCGAGAGAAGCCGCGGAGAAGAAGCAGGUAGAAGCGGUGGCAGAAGUGCCGAGACGGGCCGCGGCAGUCCGUACGGCAGAGGCUCAACCGCAGAUGCAGCAAGUACGCUAG
Molecule: messenger RNA, 1941 nt
Organism: Daldinia vernicosa
Lineage: Eukaryota; Fungi; Ascomycota; Sordariomycetes; Xylariales; Hypoxylaceae
Product: nucleoporin protein Ndc1-Nup
Exons: 3
Coding region: 1-1941 (646 amino acids)
Biological process (GO): spindle pole body localization; nuclear pore organization
Cellular component (GO): nuclear pore transmembrane ring; spindle pole body
Molecular function (GO): spindle pole body-nuclear membrane anchor activity
Source: RefSeq, a predicted model, not a curated record